Molecule: messenger RNA, 1176 nt
Organism: Cucurbitaria berberidis CBS 394.84
Lineage: Eukaryota; Fungi; Ascomycota; Dothideomycetes; Pleosporales; Cucurbitariaceae
Product: ferredoxin reductase-like protein
Exons: 3
Coding region: 51-971 (306 amino acids)
Cellular component (GO): endoplasmic reticulum
Molecular function (GO): oxidoreductase activity
Source: RefSeq, a predicted model, not a curated record
UGGAUUACAGACCUUCCCAGUCAUCCAUCACCACUGAGAGCUGUUCAAUCAUGGGCUCCGCAUUCGCGCCGCAGUACGUACAUGGCAUUUACAUACCCUCGGUACUGUUACUGACCGGAGUCACGAUAAUCAAUAGGGCAUGGCUGCCAUUCGCCGUGCUCUUCAUAGCAAUUGUGGGAGGAUGGAAGUUCUACAGCAGCGGAGGAUCCCGCAAAGUACUGAAGCCUACCGAAUUCCAAGAGUUUGAGCUCGAGGAGAAGACUGUACUCUCGCACAACACCGCCAUCUACCGCUUCAAGCUCCCCCGCCAAACCGACACCCUUGGCCUCCCCAUCGGCCAGCACAUCUCCCUCGCCGCUACGAUCGCCGGCCAACCCAAAGAAUUCGUCCGCUCGUAUACACCGGUUUCGUCCGAUCUAGACAAGGGCCACUUCGACCUGCUCAUCAAGUCCUACCCGACAGGCAACAUCUCCAAGCAUGUCGCGAGCCUACAAAUCGGCCAGAAGAUGAAGGUCCGGGGACCCAAGGGCGCCAUGGUAUACACACCGAACAUGGUCAGGCACUUUGGUAUGAUUGCAGGUGGCACGGGCAUCACGCCCAUGCUGCAGGUCGCCAAGGCAGUAAUUCGCGGCCGCGCCGCUGGCGACAAGACCGAGGUGGACCUGAUUUUCGCCAACGUGAAUCCUGAGGACAUUCUGCUCAAGGACGAGCUCGAUGCGCUGGCGGCCAAGGACUCCAAGUUCAGGGUGCACUAUGUACUCAAUAACCCGCCGGCGCAGUGGACUGGUGGCACUGGUUUCGUCACGGCCGACUAUAUCAAGGAGAAGCUCCCGGCACCAGCGAGCGAUGUUAAGAUUCUAGUGUGCGGACCGCCACCGAUGGUUGCUGCGAUGAAGAAGGCUACAGAGAGCUUAGGAUUUGCCAAGGCGAAGCCGGUCAGCAAGCUUGAGGACCAGGUCUUCUGCUUUUAAUUGGGGAGAUGAAGGGAGUGAGGAGCGUCAGCAUGGGAGCUGUGUUGAGAUCGAGACAAUGGCCAUUCCAUGGGUCGUUGGGCGUUGAUUACCCCUCGUACAUAUGCAUAGAGUGUACAGGCUCUUUACUUUACAUCUAGUCAAGCCUAGCAAAUGUCAUUGAAUACAACUAUCCACACAUUCUCAAUUGUCAUUAUGUGUCGAG